This is a messenger RNA of Cucurbita pepo subsp. pepo (vegetable marrow), 525 nucleotides long. The record is from RefSeq and is a predicted model, not a curated record. NCBI's taxonomy places the organism in Eukaryota, Viridiplantae, Streptophyta, Magnoliopsida, Cucurbitales, Cucurbitaceae.
CAUCCGAUUCNGUUCUCGCGGUGGUCCGCGGUGAUUCCGCUGAACUUCACCGAGUCGUUAGACUACGAAUCGUCAGACAUACGAAUCGGAUUCUACCAGGGCGAUCACGGCGAUGGAGAGGCGUUUGACGGAGUAUUAGGCGUUUUAGCGCACGCGUUUUCGCCGGAAAACGGAAGGCUCCACCUGGACGCGGCAGAGAGGUGGGCGGUGGAUUUCGAAAAGGAGAAAUCGAAAGUGGCAGUGGAUUUGGAAUCGGUUGUGACGCAUGAGAUAGGGCACGUUCUUGGACUGGCUCACUCUGCGGUGAAGGAAGCAGUGAUGUAUCCGAGUCUGAGUCCGCGAGGGAAGAAGGUGGAGCUGAGGAUGGAUGACGUGGAAGGAGUCCAGGCUUUGUAUGGUUCAAAUCCCAAUUUCAAAUUGGAUUCGUUUUUGGAAUCUGAAAAGUCCACCAACACUGGAUCUUCAAACACCACUAAUUUCUUCUUCUUCUUUUUCUUCUCCUUCUUCAUUUUCGUAUGGUUUUAG